This is a messenger RNA of Corylus avellana, 744 nucleotides long. Its product is annotated as protein neprosin-like. The record is from RefSeq and is a predicted model, not a curated record. Lineage: Eukaryota; Viridiplantae; Streptophyta; Magnoliopsida; Fagales; Betulaceae.
AUGGAACCCAGUUCUAUUCCAAAUGUAACAAAUGGAGAAUUCUAUGAUGCUGAGCAGUUUCACAGUUUUCUAGAAAAUGGGCAAUGCUCUGAAGGAACAAUCCCAAUUAGACAUGCAAGAGAAGAUGAAUAUUAUGCAACUCGUGUUAUACCCCCAACUGCACAUCAAGAAAAGCUUAAUUUUCGCCUUGGUAAUGAAACGAAUGGCCAUGAGGCUGAUGAAUACAAAACAACUGGGUGCUACAAUAUCGACUGUCCUGGUUUCGUGGAAGUAAACCAUAGAAUUGCUCUUGGUUCUGCCUUAAACCAUAUUUCAAGCCACAAGGGGAGCCAAUGCUCAGUAGAGAUAAGCAUAAACAAGGUAAUAUUAUGCGCAUUGAAAGAUGAAGUACUUGGAUAUUGGCCUAGCUCCAUCAUCAAAGAAUUAGAAGUUAGUGCUACCUCAAUUAAUUGGGGUGGAGAGAUUUAUGACUCAGGGCAACAGGAUCAUCACACAACAACUCAAAUGGGGAGUGGAAAUUUUCCGAGUGAUAGUCUUGGAACAAGUUAUUUUUGCUAUAUUCAAUACAUGGAUGACAAAGGAUAUUUCGUUGACCCUGAUAUUAACCCUAAUUUGCUUGGGGGACUAAUACCAUUUGAAUCAAAAUCUACAUGCUAUAAUAUAGAAAUAAAGCAACAUCAGAAUGAAAACUAUAGAACCCAUUUCUAUUUUGGAGGUCCUGGGUAUUCAGCAAUAUGUCCUUAA